ACUGAGUCUGUGUUGUGUUGCGCCGAAUCCUUCCCUCCUGAGAUCUUCCAAGGACCCUGAGUCAGACUUUGCCCUGACCUCCCGGGCCGGUCGGUGGCAGGUGGCGCCCGAACAGGGACUUGAAGACAGGAUGAGGACUCUCCCAUCUGGAUCCCAGACCGCCUCAUCAGACACUCCUCGCCGUCGAAAUCGCAACCAAAAAAAGAUGAAGAGACUGCAGCAAAAAAUGAGAAGGCUUGCUAUGAUGACAACGAACAAGUCAACACUCCUUCCUACACUGCAACAGAUGACAGUCCUCUUGGAAAAGGGGAAAGAUAUAGUACUAGCAGUGAAAAAAACACCCUCUCUAGCUAAUAUUUUUCUUGCAUGUAUACUUUUACUCUCAGCUGCUCCUACUCACGGUGAUUCAUAUUGGGCAUAUGUCCCUAAACCUCCCAUGGUUCACCCAGUAACCUGGACUAAACCAAAACAUAUUAAAGUUAUGACUACUGUGACAAAAAUUUUGGGGGAAACUCCAGUUUUAACUACUAAAAAAAAAUAUUCCUCUGUAUUUUCCUAUGAGGGCAAAUCAGACUCCGCCCCAAUCUGCCUUGGCCUUUCAGGGAUCUCAGUGCCUGGAUGUUUACCAGUUUCCUAUAGAACAUUUGUGACUGACACACUAGAUCCUAAUGAUCAGGCAAGGAGGUUAGUAUGGGAACUACAAAUUAAGACUCUGGGAUGGUAUACAGUAAAUAAAACAUUUAGUUGGUACGAAGAGCUUCCUUUACCCGAUUGUACGAAAAUUUAUUAUAAUCCAGAUAUCCCAUGGGUUUAUAAUGAGCAAUAUCCUAAUUGGCUUUCUUGCGGAUUUAAAGUAAGAGGAAUGCCCUUUAAGAUCACAGAUACAAAAAAAAUUAUUUGGGAUUUCUCUGCAUCAUCCCCGUUUAGGGAUAGUUCUAUUUAUUUUAAAAAGUAUGCUUAUAGAUAUAAUAAUUAUAAACCCAAUAGUGUUAUUUAUAGAUAUUUUUCACCUGGAUUUGUAGAACCAAUAUGGGUAUCAAAACAUCAAAAUAAAACUAGGAUUCAACCUAAAUUAUUUAGAUUAGCUGCAGCCAUAGACAUGGUAUUAUUAAAAAACCUAAGGCUACUACUUCUAAAGCUAUUUCUAUGAGAGCAUGCGUCCCAUACCCUUAUGAAAUUUUUUUAAAAAGCCAAGACCGUUUCUCUAUAAUAAAAAUUUCUGAGGUUUCUUAUCAUAUUACCUGUACUGCAUGUAUAUUGACUAAUUGUAUAAAAAGUUCCUUAAAAAAAAAAUAUAAUAUUAUGUUUUUAGUAAAACGGCCAGCUUAUGUUUUGCUCCCUGUAAGGUUAAAAAAAUCCUGGUAUAAAGAUACCGGGUUAAUGGUUAUAAAAAACUUUAGUGCCUUGCUUAGACCAAAAAGAUUUGUGGCUGCUUUGAUUUUAAAAAUUACAGCUUUAAUUGCCAUUUUGACCUCCUUUGCUGUUUCUACUACAGCCUUGGUAAAAAAUAUACAAACGGCUCAUUAUGUCAAUAAUAUGCAUAAAAAUAUAUCUACCAUCUUAGCUAAACAAUAUAUUAUAGAUAAAAAAAUAGAAACAAGAGUAAAUGCUUUAAAAAAAGUGGUUUUAGCUAUGGGACAAGAUAUAACUAAUAUUAAGAUAAAAAUGUCAUGCAACUUAUAAAUAUAUCUGCGUGACUCCAGCGAGAUAUAAUAUUUCUGAUAAUUAAAACAAGACAAGGGCUCAUUUAUUAGGAGUUUAAAAAGAUAAUGAUCUGACACAUGAUUUUGAGAAAAUUCAAAAACAAAUCUCAAAAGUUAGUCAAGCCCAUCUAAAUAAAUAUGGUUUUAAAAAUCUGGUUUUAAAAGAGUUGUAUAAUAAUGUAAAAACUCUUAAUCCCUUACAUUGGUGGCAUUAUAUAAUUAUUGCUGCCGUUGCAUUCGUGGUAAUCUUUGUAGUAUUCAUGGUGUUUCCUUGCCUUUUUAGAGUCAUUCUCUCAGCCAUUAAAACCACUCAGAGAGAUAUCGAGAAAUUUCGUCUUAAAAACAAAAAACCGGAAACUGCCACGUCCGUCUCGCCAGCUGCGCAGGCUGCAACAGCCCUGUGACAAGCUUGGUAAAACCUAUAGGAGCAUAAAGUUCUCCAAGGGGAUGGAUAAGGCUCUAAAGCCUGGACAUUUGUUUAGGCAAAGACUCGGGCCUCCUGGAAUGAGAAAAUGGCUGGGGUAACUCGGAUGGCUUGGUUUCACUUUUAAAUUUCUGCUUUGUCUCAUAGCGAUUACACACACUUCUUGGAAAGAAAUGGGGGCAUCUUUGACAGCCCUACUUUCCCAAAAAUUAUGUCUCAAUAAAAAAAAUUCAAUUCAUUGAGACUGGGCUUAAAUCAACUCUUAAAAAUGCUAUAUGUAACAAUUCUGAUAAUAUUUUCAAGUAAUCAGUUACAAAAUAAUUCUAGUUUACCACUAAAUUUAGCUUUACUUUAUCUUCCCAGGAUAGAAACGUAUUCUGUUCCAAAUAGCUGAUGCAGUUAGUAAACCUUAUGAUAGUACAUGGCGUAAAAAAAACGGGAUAAAAAGCAGAGACAAAUGUCUGUAAAAGUUAUAAAGCCUAAAGAAAACAUUUUAAAAACGUUUAAAAUCAAAGACAAAAUUAACAUAAAAAUGUCUAUACUGAGCCUAACGAUCUAAAACUUGUCCUGCUAUGGUCUUGAUCAGGGGUUAAGCAAGGUUAAUUGAUCACGCUUGUUAUGAUAAUAUCAGCCUUUUUUAGUUAAACCUUUGACCUUUUUAUGGUCUUUUUUUAAAAGUUAUGUUUGAUGACUAUCUGUACUACGUGGCCACCUAUCUUGGCACUCUUACAAAUUCCUCUUAAUGGUUUUUUCUGACUGUAUAAAUUGACUACUAAAACAGUAAAGUUUUACAACAGCAUAAGAA
This is a messenger RNA of Meriones unguiculatus (Mongolian gerbil), 2932 nucleotides long. RefSeq lists its product as uncharacterized. The coding region runs from base 131 to 1150 and encodes 339 amino acids. Lineage: Eukaryota; Metazoa; Chordata; Mammalia; Rodentia; Muridae. The transcript has 2 exons. The record is from RefSeq and is a predicted model, not a curated record.